UGGCAGGCAGGCUUGGGGACAGACCCCGGAGGGCAGGAGCCGGGUCCGCCGCCCCUCCGCCGGCGCCUGCGCAUUGAGGCCCAGCUCCCCUUUCAACCCCGCCCCAUCGCUUGGGUUUUCAAAUUUGAAACCUGCUUCUUUUCCCGCCCGAACGUGUGGAUCAGCGGCGGGAGAGGGCGGGGCAGAGCGCCAGCCAAUAGGGCAUCAGAGGCUCCCCGACCCCGCCCCGAGGAUGACAACAGCGAUCCUUGAGAAGCCAUGUGCGAAUGGGCAAGCGGCGGCCGGAGGCCCCGCCCCCGCGGCACCCACGUGCAGCGGCUGGGCCCGGGGCUUUCAGGGGACCACCAGGCCCCCAGAGCGCCGUGCUAUGUUGGGGGCUAGUCACUAGCACGGGGCUGGAAGCUGAGAUCAAAGACGCCAAUGAGCCGGCGUGGGUGGAUGAGUGAGGCGGGCAAGAAGCAGCACCGGUUAGCCUGAGGGUUCGCUCCAGGGCCAGGCCUGGAGCCAGCGCCCUUACCUGCCCCUGGAAAGUCUGAGACCACUCGGGGCGGGGCGGCUGCCGGAGCGUGGGCUGCGGCUCCGUGGCGGGUUCCAGAGGGGCGGAGCCAAGGGCUGGGCGUUCCCGCGGGCGGGGCGUCCCGGGGGCGGGGCGGGCCCUUGUGUUUGUUGCACCGUGUCAGUUACUUUGUAACAAAAGUGCUGCAGCCGCUUGCUCCGGCCGGCACCCUAGGCCGGCCCGCCGCCAGCUGUCGCCGACAUGGAACCCGUGGCCAGCAACAUCCAGGUCCUGCUGCAGGCGGCCGAGUUCCUGGAGCGCCGUGAGAGAGAGGCCGAGCAUGGUUAUGCGUCCCUGUGCCCGCAUCGCAGUCCAGGCCCCAUCCACAGGAGGAAGAAGCGACCCCCGCAGGCUCCUGGAGCGCAGGACAGCGGGCGGUCAGUGCACAAUGAACUGGAGAAGCGCAGGUGAGUCCCAGUCCUGCCCUGACAGCGCCAGCCCCCAGGGGCCACUGCCCUCUGGCCUUCCCUCCCCUGCCAUUCCUGUGGCCAGCAAGGUGGGGCUGGCACUGCCCUCCAGACCUCUUCCCCACAGGAGGGCCCAGUUGAAGCGGUGCCUGGAGCGGCUGAAGCAGCAGAUGCCCCUGGGGGCCGACUGUGCCCGAUACACCACGCUGAGCCUGCUGCGCCGUGCCAGGAUGCACAUCCAGAAGCUGGAGGAUCAGGAGCAGCGGGCCCGACAGCUCAAGGAGAGGCUGCGCAGCAAGCAGCAGAGCCUGCAGCGGCAGCUGGAGCAGCUCCGGGGGCUGGCAGGGGCGGCCGAGCGGGAGCGGCUGCGGGCAGACAGUCUGGACUCCUCAGGCCUCUCCUCUGAGCGCUCAGACUCAGACCAAGAGGAGCUGGAGGUGGAUGUGGAGAGCCUGGUGUUUGGGGGUGAGGCCGAGCUGCUGCGGGGCUUCGUCACCGGCCAGGAGCACAGCUACUCGCACGGCGGCGGCGCCUGGCUAUGAUGUUCCUCACCCAGGGCGGGCCUCUGCCCUCUACUCGUGCCAGGCCCACUUGCCAGGCAGGAGCCCUCCCCAAGCCUUCAGGGCUGCUCAGAGUCACCUGUUGGAAUGGACUAAAAGGACCCUUGUGUGGGAACAGGUGCUCCCCAAACACCCUGCUGCUGGCUGCCAGGCAGGCCCUCUGGAAGGGAAGGGGCAGGACUCAUCAGGACCUCCCUGGACCCCUGCAGGGCAGGCAGCUUGGGCCUGAGCCCAAGCAUUUGGCUCUGCUGCCCCCAAGGGGACAGGAAGCCUCUUGGGCCUCUUCCCCUCCUGGACAAGGCCCCCUGCCUUUGCCUCCCGUAAACUGUACAGUAUUUUCAUUAAAAGCCUCUUUCAUAA
This is a messenger RNA of Gorilla gorilla gorilla (western lowland gorilla), 1883 nucleotides long. It is a transcript of the gene MXD3, whose product is annotated as MAX dimerization protein 3. The record is from RefSeq and is a predicted model, not a curated record. Bases 837 to 1505 code for a protein of 222 amino acids. Gene Ontology annotation, molecular function: DNA-binding transcription factor activity, RNA polymerase II-specific; protein dimerization activity; RNA polymerase II cis-regulatory region sequence-specific DNA binding. Gene Ontology annotation, biological process: regulation of transcription by RNA polymerase II. NCBI's taxonomy places the organism in Eukaryota, Metazoa, Chordata, Mammalia, Primates, Hominidae. The transcript is spliced from 5 exons.